Molecule: messenger RNA, 1216 nt
Organism: Phlebotomus argentipes
Lineage: Eukaryota; Metazoa; Arthropoda; Insecta; Diptera; Psychodidae
Product: protein FAM8A1
Exons: 1
Coding region: 131-1030 (299 amino acids)
Source: RefSeq, a predicted model, not a curated record
GCGGCUCUCAGCUUGUUUGUUUUGACAGCUCUUUAAUUGUGAAUUUUCACAAAAAUACAUUUUAUUGCAUUUUCCUGUGGAUUUGUCGAGUGAUUGCUUCCUGUAGCGAUAGAAACUGCUGCCACAAGCCAUGACGGACACGACUCAGUCACAGGAUGAAGUGAGAAAUCGGGGGACGCAGGAAAAAUUCAGUGUUCCGCUGGAUGAUGUCUCGCCCAAGGAAGCGUACUUUGCAGCACUCAGAAUUUGGGUGAACCAGGCGAAUCAGAGUCACAAUGCCAUGGCCUACUUCCCGUAUUACCUCAUGUCCAACUACCCGCAGCUGUUCCCGCAGCAAACAUCCGCGACAGCCACGCAAGAGCCCCGGAAUUUAUUUGGGAACCAGCCAGAUUCUUACGACAGUCCGACGGAAAAUGAAGAGACCAUCCCCGGAAGCUAUGAGUUCGUUAUCGCGCCCUUCUGGAAGAGAGUACUGGCCGAGAUGGUAGACGUAAUGAUAGUCUUGUUGAUCAAGCUUCUCAUCACUUUUGGCAUCGUUGAUCUUCUGGACAUCGAUAUCAAUAUUGAAUUUAACUUCGACACCAUCAGGAGCUCCAUCGAGGAUGACUACUCCGGGUUACUGUCUCUCACCACCGAGCUGUUGAUCCUGGAGAUCGUCACAAAGCUGGCGGUGUGCGUGUACGAAGCCGCUUGGACGGCUCAAGGCCAUGGAAUUCUGGGCGGAGCGACGCCCGGAAAGAUCAUCUUCGGCCUCAGGGUCCUGUAUGUGGACGACGUAAUGCCCCUCGAGCCACCGCCGCCAAUAGGCCUCAACAUGGGCGCAUCCAUGAAGGCUCUCAUCUAUCCAGCCACGAAUCCUGGCUUCCGGCGCGCGUUGUUCCGCGCCGUGACCAAGAACGCCAUGAUGGCCCUGCUGUUCCCCAUGUGCAUCAUCAUGUUCUUCUUCAGGAACAACCGCACCGGCUACGAUAUACUCACGAGCACGAUCGUGGUGGAGGAGAACCCCGCGCCGGUGUUCCGGCGACGUUAAUUCAGUUCGACCACUUUCGCAACUGCAUGAUUGAUAGACCCCAGCAAAUGUCCCGCGAGUCUUCUUCACCCGCAUCACGGGCACUUUCUCCCGGGUUCGCACCUGCCGCUGGUCUGCAGUCCACUCUUGUGAUUGCCACCGAGCAUUAUCCAGUCAAUGUAAUAAACAUAAUUUACCAAAAAUAUA